CAUACCCUUUGGUUUAUUAAUACUACUGCUAGGUCUAUACAAACACAAAAAUGAAAUAAAGAGACAAAAGACCCAUUUCAACAAAAAUAUUUAUAGUAACUUUUCACAAUGACAAAAAGUGGGAAACUGAGGCUGCCCAUCAAUUGUGGAAUGGCUGAUCAAGUUAAGGGAGCUGAUUGACUCAGAAUAUCUGAUUGUUGUUGAUGAGCAGCUUCACAGGGACUGUGUGGAAGGGGAACCUUAGGGUAUAGUUAACUAAUGUACAUUAGGGUGUAAUUAAUUAGUGGGUAAUCUGGACUCUUCCCCUAUCUGAAUUAGAUAAAGUUUGCUAAACAUUAUCAUCAAAAGGACUUAUUUUGUACCUAAAUAUCGCUGUCAGUCAGUCCCUGGUACAUAGGAACUUCCCACUGUAAUAAGUGAUCAAACAGGGAGUCACUUCUGUCAGAGAGGGAACCUGACUAGCCAAGCAGUAGACCAACCUUUGCAUUUGUGUAUGGUCAUUUUAUUAGGAUUAGAAUUCCUAAAUCUUUUUUAAAAAUUGCCUUUACUAUAUUAUUAUCAAUAUAUAAAUUGUGCUUUUGGUUGUGCUCAUUUCACUCUGCAUUAUUUCAUAAUAGUUUCCCCAAGUUUCUCUGGAAGGAUCUCCCCCACUAUUUCUUAAAGCACAAUAUUCCAUCAUAUUAUAUAUACCAGAACUUGUUCAGUUAUGCCUCAUUUAAUGGGAACUCCCUCAAUUUUCAAUUCUUUGUCAUUACAAAAAGCUAUGAAUGCUUUUAUACACCUUUAGAGUUUGUUUUGUUUACGACAAACUGCCCCUUUAAACUACUCUCCCGCUAAUUCUCCCCUUCUUCCCCCUUCUCUACUUUCUCUCCAAGUUUCCCCUCGAGUGAAAAUCACUUUUCAUUCUUUUUCUUUUCUUUCUUUCUCCUUUCUUAUGUGUUUGCAUUCUUCCCUCUCUCAAAAGAAAGGAGGGGGGGGGGGGCUGGAUCACCUCUAAGGUCCCUCCCAGUUUUAAGUUCUCUGAAAUCAGAGAUGAUUUAUUUUUGUCUAUGUAGUCCAUUCACUAAGCCUCGGCAAUAAUUUUGAUGUUCAGUUGGUUCAGUCCUGUGUACUCUUCUUGUUCUUAGGUAGAUUUUUUGCCAUUUCCUUCUCUAGUUCAUUUUACAGAUGAGGAAACUGAGGCCCACAGGGUUAAGUGCAUUGCUCGGGGUCACACAGCUGGUAAGUCAGAUUUCUUCCGGACUUUAGGCCCUGCACUUUAUCCACUCCACCUAGCUGCCCUUCUUUGCAGUAUUAGUGGUAAGCAUGCCUAAUUCCCACUUGUUAAACUAAACCCGAUUUGCCCGUGAGUAUCAGAAUUCACAUAAAUGCUUUUGGAAUGGAAUGGAAUAGUGGAAACUUGAGAAGGUGACCUUAGGGACUGGCAGUCCAGGUCCUCUUCUAGGCAUCGGCCUCCAUGAGCCUCUAAGGGGAGUCUGUUCCUCUGAUUGCCGAAAGGACGCGUCUAUUCUCUCAUCUGUAAAAACGAAUCUUAGUUUAGAGGUCCACUGAGGUCCGCCACAACCAGCCUGGGGAACGCAAGUCCUGGCCAGCCUCAUUUCCGAGUCUCGACCGCGCCCAAAGCAAAGCGCCUGUUUCUCCUUCGUCCGGGUUCAGUUUUCUGGCUCUCAGCCAAUGUCGUCUCGCUGAAUUGGGAGCCACGUUCCUAUUGGUGUGGGCGAGAGGUGGGGCUGGCCAUCUGGUUGGAGUGAAGGAGACUGCGCCCGGUGCUCUUCAGUCCCGUGUGUGGGUUCGAGGUCCUCCACGUCACCCUCUGCCGACCUCAGUUGGAGUCGCGCGGCAUCUCCCCGAGCUGCCGCUGUAGUCGUGGUACAUGGCGACGCUGGCUUCUCUCUUGGGCCGCGGGGCUCCCUCGCCUGGUUUGCCCCUCCGGAAGUUGCUGCGGGAAUUUAAAUAUGUGCACAGGAACUAUGCAUCAAAGCCCACUUUGAAUGAAGUGGUCAUAGUAAGCGCAACAAGGACACCUAUUGGAUCUUUUCUAGGAUGCCUUUCCACACUUCCAGCUACUAAACUUGGUUCCAUAGCCAUUCAAGGAGCCAUUAAAAAAGCUGGGAUACCAAAGGAAGAAGUCAAAGAAGCAUACAUGGGCAAUGUUAUUCAGGGGGGUGAAGGACAAGCACCAACCAGGCAGGCUGUACUUGGAGCAGGUUUACCCAUAUCUAUUCCGUGCACCACUGUCAACAAAGUUUGUGCUUCAGGAAUGAAAUCUAUUAUGAUGGCAUCUCAGAACUUAAUGUGUGGCCAUCAGGAUGUGAUGGUUGCAGGUGGAAUGGAGAGCAUGUCCAAUGUUCCAUAUAUAAUGAACAGAGGAGCAACUCCUUAUGGAGGAGUAAGACUUGAAGAUUUAAUUGUAAAAGAUGGACUAACUGAUGUCUACAAUAAAAUUCAUAUGGGUAACUGUGCUGAGAAUACGGCCAAGAAACUUAACAUUUCACGAGAAGAACAAGAUGCGUAUGCCAUAAAUUCUUAUACCAGAAGUAAAGCAGCAUGGGAAACUGGAGUAUUUACAGAUGAAAUUACUCCUGUUACAAUUACACAAAAAGGUAAACCAGAGACAGUGGUAAAAGAAGAUGAAGAGUAUAAACGCGUUGAUUUUAGUAAAGUCCCAAAGCUGAGGACAGUUUUCCAAAAAGAAAAUGGCACAGUGACGGCUGCCAAUGCCAGUACACUGAAUGAUGGAGCAGCUGCUCUGGUUCUGAUGACAGCAGAUGCAGCCAAGAGGCUCAACGUUAAACCGCUGGCAAGAAUUGUAGCAUUUGCAGAUGCUGCUGUAGAACCUAUUGAUUUUCCAAUUGCACCUGCUUAUGCUGUACCAAAGAUACUUAAAGAUACAGGAUUGAAAAAAGAAGAUAUUUCAAUGUGGGAAGUAAAUGAAGCUUUUAGUGUAGUUGUAUUAGCAAAUAUUAAAAUGUUGGAGGUUGAUCCCAAAAAAGUAAACAUCAAUGGAGGAGCUGUUUCUUUGGGACACCCAAUUGGGAUGUCUGGAGCAAGAAUUGUUGUUCAUAUGGUCCAUGCCUUGAAGCAAGGAGAGUAUGGUCUUGCAGGGAUUUGCAAUGGAGGAGGUGGUGCUUCUGCAAUGCUAAUCCAGAAGUUGUAGAAUAAUGGAGCAAGUACCCUCAUAUGUAUAUGUGAUUGGAAGCACUGACCAAUUAACAGUGUGAAAAGUAUGGAUGCUAAAGCUUCUCCAAAUCACUUUAACUUUUAUGAUUAUUUUUUUAUAUUCUAACUUUUAAAAAUUUGAAAUAAAUCACAAAGCCUUUUUUAAAAAUUGUAUAGUACACAUAAAUUUUGUCAUCACAUUGAUCAUCCAAGCCAUUUUUAGCACAAAAGGGCAUUUCUAAAGGCUUUUCAGUUUCCAGGAAGAUGAUCUUGGGCAUGAUUAUUCAACUGAAAAGCACUGAACUUCAAAAUGGAUUUUCAGAAUUCUUCAGUGCCACAGUGGCAGGAGCAUGCAUAUGAGUGACUUCCAAAAAACUUGACUUUCUUUUGGUAAAAUAGUUAUGAAUUGAACUUUUAUUAAAGCUUUGAAUUUUUCACUA
Messenger RNA from Monodelphis domestica (gray short-tailed opossum), 3599 nucleotides. It is a transcript of the gene ACAT1, whose product is annotated as acetyl-CoA acetyltransferase 1. Lineage: Eukaryota; Metazoa; Chordata; Mammalia; Didelphimorphia; Didelphidae. Gene Ontology annotation, molecular function: acetyl-CoA C-acetyltransferase activity. Gene Ontology annotation, cellular component: mitochondrion. Gene Ontology annotation, biological process: fatty acid beta-oxidation. The record is from RefSeq and is a predicted model, not a curated record.